This is a messenger RNA of Solenopsis invicta (red fire ant), 3820 nucleotides long. RefSeq names its product atrial natriuretic peptide-converting enzyme. Gene Ontology annotation, molecular function: serine-type endopeptidase activity; protein binding. The record is from RefSeq and is a predicted model, not a curated record. Bases 999 to 3326 code for a protein of 775 amino acids. Gene Ontology annotation, biological process: proteolysis. The transcript has 13 exons. Lineage: Eukaryota; Metazoa; Arthropoda; Insecta; Hymenoptera; Formicidae.
CGUUCUUUCCACUUAUUAUAUACUGAAAGAUAAAUCAGACAUGUAAAUAGGAAGCGGAAGAGAAAGGAGAAACGGGAUCAAAGUGUGAGCGAAACAAAAGGACGCAGAACUCGUAUGUAGUAAGAAGGAAUAGAGGAAAAGAGAAAAAACGAAAGAGAAUCGAUUAAAAUCGGAAAUCAAAAGCAGUUGCGAAUAGGAACGGAAGGACAGGAAGGGACACAGAGAAUCAGGGAGAGACGAGGGAGAGACGUCCUUGCUCCGGAGUAGUCUGUAACUGUGCCCUCGUGCGUACAGGCGCUUGUGGAGAACCGGUAAUAACGUGAAAGUGCAUCCACGAGGAGCGAGGCAGGCAGGCAGGCAAGCGGGCAGGCCGCCGUUCUCUUGGCAGUCUCUCCUCGUCCAGGACAAUCCCUUGGAUCGUGGCCGGGCCGCCGACUUGGAGAAAUUGUCUGCCUCUCGACGAUCGAAGUGCCCGCCUGACCGAGGUGGCGAACGUCUCGUUCGCCGCGCGGUCGCUCAGUCGCCUCCUUUCUUCGAGUGCGUUUUCGCCGCAGCCACCGAUCUCCGGACCUUUGUUUUUCUCCUCUCUUAUUCCUCUUCGUGCGUUUAAAGGUGGUCUCCGAACAGUUUUCAGUGAGGUGAUUUUUGAUAAAUCCUUUUAUUUGUCUUGUGAAAAACGUGACUUUGCCAAUUGGAAACGGAGUUUUAUCCACACAUUCGACGAUUUAGCGAACGGGACGCCAAUAUCCUCAAAGCGGAAAGCGGGAGCGUGCAGGAGAUGUAUCUUGCCGAUAUCCAGGCUUGCGGUUCUUAAAAAAAACAUAAAAAAACGCACGGAAACGGACAAUCGAUCGUCCUCGCAUGGUCAUCCAUUGAUACGCAUACGCUGACGAGGGAAAGAAAUUCGCGAUGGUCCUCGUAACUCUUCGAGCCCGCCAAGUUCUGAAGGAGCGCUGACAAAGCGCGAGAGCGCAAUCGCAGGGCAGGAAGAAAAAAAAAUGACCGUCGCGAUGGAGCACAAGCGGAAGAGCUCGUGGGACUCGAAGAUUUCGGUGAGCACGGUGAGCACCCGAAGAUUCAGCCGUGCCGGAACACCAAGCUCGAUCUUGUCGUCCGACAGCGACAUCCGCUUCACAAGGAAACUCGGCGGACAGUAUCGCUGUGGAUGCUGCGUCCUUGCCGCCUUCUUGUUCUUUCUUCUCUUCUCGGGAGUCUCCAUAUACCUCGGCUACACAUUCCUCACGUCGGAUCCACCCGGGGACCAGAUAUUUCUCGCGACAUUCCGAGUUACCAAAGGCGAUUCCUUCACCGCGGAACUGGCUGAUCCCUCUACUGAAGCCUUCCGGAUACGGUCGCGAGAGUAUCGCGACCGCUUUAAUCUUAUUUUCCGUCGCAGCUGGCUGAAAUUAUCGUUCCUCGCAGCGGACGUCCUGGCGCUCGACGGGGUGGAAGGGCGCGAUUUGGUGGUGCACUUUGAUGUGAGGUUCGAUCCGCGAUAUCAGACUAUAACUACCGGGAAUAUCGUGGACAUUCUGUCGCGGGAAUUGAAUCCCGAAACUUCGCGGUACCUAGCAAAUCUAACGAUAGAAGCUAAGAGCCUCGAAGUGCAGGAAAGCUUGAAGGCCCUCAACGCGCAGAGCAGUCUGCAGUCGACCGCCUCGACGAUACCGCCGACAACGACAGCACCUCCGCCAAGAAGAUGCAGCAAGCUGGACUUAUCCUACUGCAAACAUCUCCCUUACAAUAUCAGCUCGUAUCCGAAUAUGUUAGGACACAGAUCGCUGGUGGAAGUCGAGGAAGAUGUUAUCGCUUUUAGAGAACUGGUGGAUGCGGAAUGCUACUCGAUGGCCUACGACUUCGUCUGUCAGGUGUUGCAGCCUGCGUGUCGGUCGAGUCAACCGGAGGAUCUGCUGCAAUUGCCUUGCAGGAGCUUCUGCAGGGAGUUCUGGAACGGCUGCGGCAGUCGUCUCCCUGAGAAGAUAAAACGCGCCUUGGAUUGCUCCAACUUUCCAGAGUACGAUGGUCCUGGUACUUGCAGACCGAAGCCAGGAUGCGUGCAGGCGCUUCAGUCGAAAGCUUUAUCUCCGAGGAUUUGCGACGGCGUGAUAGAUUGUCCGGAUCUUUCUGAUGAGAAGAAUUGCGCAUACUGCAGAGAUGGUUACAUGCAUUGCGGAGUAGGAAGAUCCUGUGUACCGCAUACGAAGCGAUGCGAUGGCAAGAUGGACUGUCCGAACGGCAGCGACGAGAAGGACUGUCUAUUCUUGGCGCCGAGCGUUCGCGAAUUAAGAUCACAAUCCUGGAGCACGCCGCACAUUGCGAAGUACAACAAAGAGGGCUACGUUGUAUUCAAUGAGAAAGGUACCAUCGGCAAACUUUGCACAGCAAAUUUAAACGCUACUCUACCAGAAACGGAAAUGGAUAACGUUCUUCAAACGGCAGCGAGUUCAUUGUGCACUUUACUCACGUACACUGGCGUAGCUUCCAUUGAAGUGAGAACUGAUGACGAAGAUGACGUCCCGUACGUGUAUAUGGAAGAUCCUUUAGCACCAGAAAUCACUUUUGUCCGGGCUCCUUGCCCCAGCAAAGAAGUUCUAUACGUUCGAUGUUCCAAUCUCGAGUGUGGAGUACAAUCUCUACGUGCUAAUAGUGGAACUAAUGGUCUCAAUAAGAUGGCAGAACCUGGCGAUUGGCCUUGGCAUGUCGCACUCUUCAAGGAGGGAGUUCACGUUUGUGAUGCCACCCUCGUGGCAGACAAUUGGUUGCUCACAACCGCGUACUGUUUCCAAGGUCAACCGAAAGCGGAAUGGUCGGCCCGACUUGGUGUCGUACGACUUUCGAGCACGUCACCCUGGGAACAAGAACGUAGAAUCGUCGGUAUGAUCAAAUCACCGGUGGAGGGCACGACCGUUCUGGUGAAGUUGGAUAGACCGGUGACGACCUUUUCGGACUUCGUGAGACCGGUUUGCCUGCCCUCCAGCGAGGAUCCACCGAGCAAUACAUCGCAAUGUAACACACUUGGAUGGGCGAGAAAUCGCGAUUUACUACAAAGAGUACAACUUAAGCAUAGUGCAAUGGAGAAAUGCGAAAAUAUCAGCAUCCCUUCAGUAAAUAGUGUUUGUACCGAGCAAGCAUACUCAUCGGACGAUUGCAACGAAGAAGAGCUUGCCGGUAGUUCAAUGCUUUGUCUUCAAGAGGAUGGUCGAAGAUGGGCGCUGACGGGCAUCGGUAGCUGGAGGAUAGCUUGUUCGAAAGAUGGCCUCGAGAGGCCUCGAUUAUACGAUAAAAUUUUGUCGCAUAUCGAUUGGAUUAAAGCUACCAUUGGCUAAGAGAUUGAUCUACGAGUUGACACAUGAUAAACGUCGAACUCGAACUAGACCUAUGCUCGACGAACAUACGACGGAUCGUGGAUGAAAAGAAACGUCCAUUCUAUUAAAACAUGAAACUGAUAUAAUAUAUAUAUCGAAAUUGUGAUAGAAAUUUCUAAACUGUUAUGCAUGCCGAUAGAGUCUCGAUCCGUCUUGUACGAAUACAUGUUGCUGUUAUCAAUGCAUAAUUUUAUCAGACACAACAGUGUUCUGAUCACUGGAACGUGCAAUCGUAUUCUUGUAAAUAUCUAACGUUCUCUUUAUUUAGGAUAUGAAAGAUCUUCGUUACCGUGGCAUAACUUUUUAACUUAUUUUCCUCGCCCUACCUUUACCCUACCAUGCGUAUAUAUAGUUGCUUUCUACGUUAUCUCUUAGAUUCAUAUCAUUAUUUUAGUUAUUACAAUUUAUCUACGUUUGUAAGAUCGUUUAAAAAUUAAAGUUUCCUAAAAUAAUAA